AAUUGGAAAAGCAUUAUUAACAAAUUAUUUGCAGUCAUUUAUAUUUUAUGAUAUUAUAUCAUGUCAAAUAGGGACUACUAGCAAGCAUGCAAGCCGGGCGGAUAUCGCUUAUUAUCUAGUGUGUCGCACCGGGAUAGCUACGUCAUCAAGCUUAUGCCCUGCUUCAGUAGUCUGACCCGGUCGGCGCUCUUUCAGUGUCCAUCAACUGUGAGGGCCAUAUAGUUUAACCACAGCGCUGUUGCUUUUGGAUCUUCCUAACUUUGCUGGAGUACGAAAACCAUUUAAACAUCAGACAACUUGUGUGCGUCAUCAAGCCGAGACUUCCGUCACCCGUGAUGGCUGCAAACCUGUCAGCUUCGCACGAGCUUAAAAACGAGGAGGCGGAUAAUGCAUCCGCUAGCUCAAUAGCCGCAAACAAAACCCGUUUAAACAAGCUUCACGCUAUCAGCGAUAUCCAUGUCGGCUUUUCGGAAAACAAAAUAGCUUGGUCAAAUCUGAGACCUCGCCGGAAUGAUGGGCUUAUCCUUUGUGGAGAUGUUGGAGAUACCAUUGACCAACUACGGCAUGCAUUCUCCAGAGCCACAGAAUGCUUCGAUACUGUUUGGUGGUGCCCCGGCAAUCAUGAGCUGUAUACAAUGUCUAGGAAGUCUGGCAGUGGAAGCCGCGGAGAGCAGAAAUACCAGGAAUGCGUGGAUUUAGCGCGCGAAUACAAGAUCCACACCCCCGAAGACGACUUUGUGGUUUGGGAAGGGCAAGGCGGCCCAGCGGUCAUUGCCCCAAUAUUUACAUUGUACGACUAUUCGUUUCGACCAGACGAUGUGAGCUUAGAGGGUGCUGUAAAAUGGGCGGAAGAGAAGGACACGGUAGCAACUGAUGAAUAUUUGCUUCACCCUGAUCCGCAUAAUAGUCGACAGGAAUGGUGCAAAGCGCUUGUUGAAAGGUUUGAGGCCAAGCUGGAGGCUGCCAAAGCAAAAUUCCCGUCUUUGCCCUUUAUCAUCGCAAACCAUUGGCCGCUACGCCAGGACCUGGUGAGACUAAAGUUCAUCCCCAGGUUCAGUAUAUGGUGCGGGACAAAAUUAACAGACGAUUGGCAUCGACGAUUCAAUGCCAAAGUGGUAAUUAGUGGUCAUCUACAUAUCCGAAGAACCGACUGGAAGGAUGGCUGUCGAUUCGAGGAAGUUAGUCUCGGGUAUCCACGCCAAUGGAAGGCUUGUGCCGACAUGGGCAGGGGCGUGAAUGAGCUGCUGCGAGAGAUUUUGCCAGGGCAGCAAGGCCCCGAAACUGGUGAUGUGCCGACUCGAUGGAGAAUCUAUGGGUAGCAGUAGCUGGGAGGGCGGUUUCCCUUGAAUGAUGAGAAAGAGGCAGAAUGCGGUCCAAGCUUUCUAUCCAUAUUCCAUACUCCAUAUGGAAGGUACUCGGUAUGGAUUACGAACUCCCGACUCGUAUGGAACGUAUUCCAUAUUUAUGGAUUAACAAUAAAUGACCUCAUGAACAGAACUAUACUGAACCUGUCGUAGAACCAGCCCAUGUUGCCGGAUCCUGACUGUCUUCUCCAGUGUGGUAAAUAAUAUGACAAUAAAACAAUAUACGGCAAUACAUACG
Molecule: messenger RNA, 1602 nt
Organism: [Torrubiella] hemipterigena
Lineage: Eukaryota; Fungi; Ascomycota; Sordariomycetes; Hypocreales; Clavicipitaceae
Source: the annotation of a GenBank genome assembly